CCAGCCAGAAGGUCUCAAGCAACUAAUAGCCCUGUACAUAGGCAGGUGUCACCCAUGCUGGAAGGACCCAGACGUGGUCAGGUGGUUGGAAAAAAAUGUUAAGGAGGUGAUCAAGAGAGUGGACGAUGGUGAUCCUCUGGCUGAAGAAUACAGGAAGAAAAGGCAAGGAAGAUAUCGUGGGACUCCCAGAAACAUAUUCCGCCAUAUUCUAAUCUCAGAAAUAAAGGAUGCAACAGCUGCACUGCCACCUCAUUUGGCAAACACCCCUGUGAUGAGCUAUGACCCUCUUCCUCCAGAGGACUCUAUUUCUUCAUAUGAAAGACCACCAGCAAGACAAACAAGGGCUCAACAAGAAAGUAAUCCACUGACAGCUUUCUUCAGGUCCAUGUUGCCCAACUUUAACCCACAAGAAGUCCCAGAUGUCCCAGACGGUGCUGUAGGUGGUGCUGCUGCUCCAACUGACAUGCAGGCAGGCAUUGGCGCACUGAUGGAGGCCAUGAGGGAUCUCUUGAACAAUAUCAGACCAGUGGAUGCUCCCAGAGAGGACGGGCAAGGAGGCGAUGAAUUUGAUGACCAAGACAACAAUCCUGAGUGGGACUGAGGAAGCUAAAACUCGUCAUAUGUUGUAUGAUGUGUACAGUUGGUGCCAUGGUCACAUCUGAUCAGACACAUACUGUCGGGAGCUGUUUGACAGAUUUGGCAAGGACUGGUCAAAAUUUUAGUCGAUUAAGUUGCGUUUCAGAAAGAAUCUAAAAAGCUGCUUAUACUAGUGCCUCCUUUUUCAAUCACUUUUCACUUUGUAAGUUCAGUCCUAAAUUGCAAUUGUUUUGAUACCUAUUGUCCUCAGUGGUGAUAGAAUUUUAUUUUGUUUCAUUAAAUGCCUUACAUUUGUUGUUCACCAAUUAUUUUUAAAAAACACUCUCAGACCAUCAUUGCAAAGUCAACUUUAAACAUCCAGCUAUUCAGGUUUAGCAGUUUAAGCUAAGUCCCAAAUCUGUGGCUAAAGGUCUAAAAGUUUAUAUAACUUUAACAUGUGACAUUAUUAGCCUCAUUGGCCAACAAGGAAUGUGGUCACCAAUUAUACAGUGGAACUACUACAGUAACUGUACAACGGCAUUUUUAUUAUACAAUCAUGUAAUUGGUGAGGUGGAAUUAUUCUGCAGUUUUCUGGUGAACUUCAACUGCAUCUGAAAGAAAACAAGUAAAAUGGCUUGUCUAAAGUGACAGAAGAGACCCAACAGUUUUGCUCAAUCAAACAAUUAGAGAAGUCUGGAAGGGUAAAAUACAGUGUAAACUGCUCACUUCCAAGUUCAUUUAGAAGUAUGGACCAAGUAUGUUGUUGGAACAGCAAGUUAAUCCUAUUGGACAACACAUGACCAGUCUCUGACCAAUGAGGUGACAGCUGAGAGGGGGUUAUUUCUACAAAAUUAAGACAACAGUUCAGCAUGGUGUUGAGCAUAUGAGCUAAUAAAUUUUUUUCUAGUAUUUUCAUCUCUUA
Lingula anatina is the source of this 1498-nucleotide messenger RNA. Its product is annotated as ribosome quality control complex subunit TCF25. The record is from RefSeq and is a predicted model, not a curated record. Gene Ontology annotation, cellular component: RQC complex. NCBI's taxonomy places the organism in Eukaryota, Metazoa, Brachiopoda, Lingulata, Lingulida, Lingulidae.